This is a messenger RNA of Botrytis porri, 1542 nucleotides long. RefSeq lists its product as uncharacterized. The record is from RefSeq and is a predicted model, not a curated record. The transcript has a single exon. Lineage: Eukaryota; Fungi; Ascomycota; Leotiomycetes; Helotiales; Sclerotiniaceae. Bases 1 to 1542 code for a protein of 513 amino acids.
AUGUCAUCAAUUCGCUUUGUCUCGCGGCGUUCUAGGAUAUUGUCACCGCUAUCGUCGCCAGCCGCUUCUCCACGUUCAGCUGCAGAAUCUACCACAGGAGACUCUGAGUCUAUCGAUUCAUUAUCACAAUCUUCCCUUUCAACCCCCUCCCAGGGCAUGCGUACAACAACUCAAUCACCAACUUUCCAUCUAUGCAACCCAGCUACAAACGGCUCUGAUUCCAAUCAAACUUUGACACCCAUGGACCCGGUUUCUGAAUCAUCUGAAGCAGCCAAUAUUUCAGACAUUCCAGGCAUUCUUGGGUUCUUUGAAUCAACAGCUACAACAAUCCAUAAGACCGAUGAACUCGAGGAAAAGAUGGAUCUUGAUGAACCUCAUCAAGUCGGAUCAUCACACCCAGCAAAGAACGCUAUCUCAAACACCGAGUCCAAGAAACGAGAGUCGGUUGAUGAUGAAUCUCACCAAGCUGGAACCUCGCGCUCGGCAAAGAAACCUAGAAAGAAUGUCGGGAUAACCAACGGUGAUUUGGAUGAGAAUAACAUCAUUCCAGAUACCGACGACUCAAGUGGAAUGAGAAUGACCCGCGCAAAGAUUCGCUCUGUCGGAAAGAAGAUUGGAACAACCAACUACCAUGUCAACGAAAGUCGUACAGCCCAAUCCUCGAACUCUGCAGCCAUCGACGCCGCUGUGAGCCAAAACAAUACAAGAGUAACCUUGGGGGGUCAAAGAAAGGCAACCAAUGUGGAGCAAUUAGCUGCGGAGCCUUUACCCGAGAAAAGCAAAACCAUAAGACUUAGGAUUAAAAAUACUGCCGCGACUGCGGCUCAGCGACGUGGCUACAGUGUCAAAUUCGAACCUAAGCCUUAUAUAUCUCGUGCUCCCAAUACCUUCUUUAGAGCAGAAAAGAGGGAGGGCAAAUGGAGUUGCAAGAAGCAGGAGCGUAGGGUUCCAGUUGGCGAUGCUCAGUACAUCUGGUUGCAGAGCCAACCCAAAAGUGUCAGAGACAACGCCACAGAGAUGGAUAGGGAAGGAACUAGCGACCCAUUUGGAACCUUUUUGAAAAAGACGAGAAAAACUCUGAGCAAUAGGAUUAAGGUCGAGGAUAGUUUGCCUGUCCAAUACAUGUCUCAAAUCAUCAAAGACCGCCACACCCCCAUCUCUAAAAAGGAACAAAAGCGAAUGGGUGUGGGUAAAUCUGAGACAUUCACUUUCAGAACUUAUUUUCCUACUUCAGCCCUUGUUCAGUGCAGUCCCAGCUUAAGAUAUGACAGUACUGAGCUGAACGUGGAGUUCAUCAAGACUGUGCUCGAGACAAAAUCGAGGGAGAAUCUCAAGUUGAUGGCUAAGAUCAAGAAAGCUAUACAAAUUCAGAAGAGGGAAAAAGCAAAGGCAGCAGAGGCGGCAAAGGUGGCAAGGGCGGCAAGAGUAGCCCGGGGACUUCCUGUUCCUCCAGUCGACUUCUCUUCAGCUUCUCCAGGGGGAUAUACUCGUGAAGGACUAGAGUGUGAGAUGAUCUUGGACGACGACGAAGACUUGCCAUGA